Molecule: messenger RNA, 392 nt
Organism: Prorocentrum cordatum
Lineage: Eukaryota; Dinophyceae; Prorocentrales; Prorocentraceae
Source: the annotation of a GenBank genome assembly
ACGCGCGCAGGGACAUGGUCGGCGUCGCGGACUUCUCCGACGCCGUCGCAGCCGACGCGGCUGAGAAAGUCGCUUUGGCUCUGGUGGGCACGAGCAGCGAGGGGGAGUUCUUCGAGCGGGCGAAAUCGGGCAGUCUUGCGUUCUUCCGAGCGCGCCUCCGCGCGAGGUUCGACGUCCCCGUUGAGGGCGCCGUGCCGUCGCUGAGCGUCGCGCGACGCGCGGCUUUCGCUGGCGCAGAUGGGUUGGGCUUCAUCGUUCGCGCCAGCCCCGUCAACGUCGCGCCCCCUGGCGACGGGGGGCGGCGGCUGGCGCGCGGAAUCCUGGCGAUGGUCGUCGGCGCCAAAGAUCCCGUGGCGGAGCCCGCCGUCGACGGCUUCGACGUUCGCAACUUC